AUGGCGUGUAUGAAAAGUCCGAAAACAGGCAGUAUACACACUGUAUACAGCAUUAUACGCCAAUAUACGGGAUCAAGGCAACAGAUAUGUGGCCAAAAACGUGAAAAAUACUGUGCAGGGGCGAAGUACAGUCACCUUAAUAGAAAAUCGCUAUGUUGGGGAAAUAGAUUACGAGUUGCACGUGAGGUUGCUUCUGCAAUCGUUUUCCUCCAUACUGAGUUUACUACGCCCAUCAUCCACAGAAGUAUAAAGCCAUCUAAUGUGAUAAUAGAUGAGAAGAGCGGCGUUGCCAAAAUAUUGAACUUCUCACUCUCCAUAUCAUUACCUCCAGGGGAAUUGGAGGUACGAGAUGAUGGUGUGUGUGGAACAGACGGGUAUAUUGCUCCAGAAUAUCAGCACCAGUUAAUUAUUACUCAAAAAACUGAUGUCUACAGCUUUGGGAUUCUCCUCAUUCAGCUAUUAACUGGAUUGGACGUGUACGAUAUUAUGAUAAGUGUAAAAGGUACAUAUUCAAUACCGACAUUAAAUUAUAUAGAUAGAGUGAAAAAUGCAACCAACCUCGUCGAUCGUUAUAUUAGAGAGGAUAAUGUACUAGAUAUAGUAGCUCUUUCCAUUUUAGAAGAACAUGGAAUUGAGAUUCAACAACAAUUGGAAGACUACUUGGACCUUGCUAGGAAAUGCACAGCUGACAAGGGAGAUGAUAGACCAUACAUGAUUCAUGUCGCAAGGGAAUUGUGUCGAAUUGAAAAGUGUUUUCGCUCUUGGUCAAAAUUAAAUGUUUAGAGGUUCCAAUUUAAAGGAAAUUCAGUUUGUUUGAACCCUCAUAUUU
This is a messenger RNA of Solanum verrucosum, 829 nucleotides long. Its product is annotated as serine/threonine-protein kinase ZRK1-like. NCBI's taxonomy places the organism in Eukaryota, Viridiplantae, Streptophyta, Magnoliopsida, Solanales, Solanaceae. Gene Ontology annotation, biological process: protein phosphorylation; cell surface receptor signaling pathway. Gene Ontology annotation, cellular component: plasma membrane. The transcript is spliced from 4 exons. The coding region runs from base 1 to 783 and encodes 260 amino acids. Gene Ontology annotation, molecular function: protein serine/threonine kinase activity; ATP binding. The record is from RefSeq and is a predicted model, not a curated record.